AAAAGGCAUUGAAUAACGGAGUGACUUAAAGCUUCUACGAUGGAGAGUUUCUAAAAGCAAAUACGAGCUAUGGCAACAAAAGAGAUUAUCAAUCCACUGUUUAUUUAAAUAUUUAUAGCGUGUGUCAUUUGUGGUAAGUUGAUUGGGUGUUGUGAAAAAAAAGUUAGAAUAUUUCUGUUAAAUAAUUUUAAAAAUAAUUCCAAGACAGAUUUUACGUAAAGGGUAAUAUCUUACGACUUAUAUACUGAACAAUCUCACUCAACAUUAAUAAAAAAAGAUACUUAAAAUAUUUUCAAGUUUCUGUAAUAAAAUGGCUUUAUCAAAAGUUGAGCUUGCUGCAAUGUUGGAAUGCAAGAUUUGUUUAGACACCUAUCAUCAGCCUAAACAAUUAAACUGUGGACACACUUAUUGCCAAGAUUGUCUAGAUGGUCUUUUAUUGUUUGAGGAAGAUGGAAGUGCUGAACUGCCUUGUCCAGUAAGAUGUACUGAAAAGACAACAAUCACUAACGAACAAACAACAUCCUCGUUAAUGAAAGUGUUUACAUUAACAAGCAUUUUGGACAAAGUCUCCCCUGGUGAAAAAGUUAAUUCUAUAUGUCAGAAAAGUAAAGACUGCAACCAGAUGAUCAACUAUUCCUGUACAACAUGCAGUUUAAAGAUCUGUGAGAAAUGUCAAAACCUUCAUUCUUGUUCCAAAAAAUCAUAUAUCAAUGUCAUUUUCAGUCAAAAAUUGCAAGAACUCCAACCAUUUUGUAAGCAACAUGACUCGCUUGCAAAAUUUGCCUGUAUUGAUUGUGAAAAUUUGUUAACAUGUGUUUAUUGUAAACACCGACAACAUAAGAAUCACAGAAUUAAAUCGAUAGAUGAUUUUGGCCUUGAAGCCAAAAAGUGGUUUCAGUCGUUUAUUACAUCAUUCAAUGAAACAAAAGUGGUGUUGGAAAAGUUAACAAGAAAAUACAGUGACGCUCUAACAAGUUUGGAGAAAGAAAGGGAAGUAUUUGUUCAAAAAUUAAAAGAAAGAAAGUUAAAGCGACUAGACGAAUUUCUCAAAAUAUUAAAUAAAGAAGAAGAAGAUCUACUGCGGAUAUUCGAUGAGAAAUCUGAAGAAUUUAAAGCAAAAUUGAUUUGUGAUGGUUUUGUCGACAAUAAGAAAGUACAAGAAUUUGCAGAUUACGUUCAAGCUUUUAAUUUAAAAUCUCAUUUUGAGUUAUUUACAGAAAAGUUGGAAAUUGAACGACAACUUCGCAGGCUAUCCUCGUUUCCAAGAACUAUCCCAACAUUCAAUUCACACCUUCAUCAAAUGAACAAAGCAGAUAUUUUGUCAAAUCCAUUGGGCGAAAUAAAUAUUUCAAUAGAUGACGUCACCACUGUUGGUGUAGAUCCCAAUGAAUGUUCGGUUUAUAGAAACUUGAUUGAUGAAGUUGAAACCCAACCCAACUAUUCCCAAUUAACAACUGAUCUAAUGAACUUAGUUGAAAGUCUGAAAAAGUACGAGAAACCAAUUGUAAAUUCUUCUUCUGGAAAACAACAACAGAAUGAUGUAAAGCCAAAAAGUUUCCAGCGUGCUAAGGAACGUUACUCUUUUGAAGAACUCGAAAAUAUCAUUAUAAAUGGCGAUGUCAAGACAUUUCAAACAAUUCUUAUUGAUCAUCCAAGUAUCGUUAAAAUGAGAGAUGAUUAUGAAACAACACUUUUGAUUAUAGCAGCAUGGUACAAUAAACCAUCAAUAGUGAAAUGCUUGAUUGAUGCUGGUAGCGAUGUGUAUGCUGUGAAUGAAUAUAAAUGGAAUGCAUAUCACUACAGUGCAAGUUAUGGUCAUCAUGAUGUUUUGAAAGUUUUAAUUAAUCAUGACGUCACAAACAUUAACAACGUAAACAGUUACAAUAACACACCAUUACAUCUUGCAUCUCGUGAUGGUCAUAUUGAAUGUGUGAAGUUGUUGUUGUCUAUACCACACAUCGAUGUCAAUAUACGAAACUGGCAGAACAAAACUGCUUAUGAUGUUACUCGUAAUAACACUAUCAAACGUUUAUUACAAGAACAUCAAAGAAAUUAAGAAAAUUUUCAGACAAUUAUACUUUUUAAUUUACCUAAGCAAAUUAUUAAAAGCAUAUUUCGUCUUUUUUAUUAGAACUAUAGGUUAUAGUAGAAUAGGUUUCUUAUUUAUUUCAUAAAUAUACGUUCACAUAUUUCUAAAUAUGACUUCUUAAGAAGAAAAUGGUAUAAUUCAACAAAUACUAAAAAUUUAGCUGGGAUGUGUCAUCUUCACUAACAGUGAGUAAGACACCUCAGUAGUUUGACAAACAGGAUGGUUUGUAUCAGAAAUAACCCUUAGAAAAAACGUUUCAAACAGAAUUUGUUUUAAGACACACCACUGGCUCUUUCUGGACUUACGCCAAAAAUUUAAUUUAAACACCCUAGGGUUUGCCGUUAUGUGUUAUAUGUUUUGUUAAGUAUUGUUUUAUACGUCCUCGGUGUAUUAUGUAGUUUUGAAAAUUAUAUUUUAAAAAACUUGUGAGAAAAUUGUAACAAUUUACGUUGAUAAUGUCUUAUAGUAACAAGACGAAAUAUCCGUUGAAAUAAAAUAACGUCAUCAUCAA
Molecule: messenger RNA, 2600 nt
Organism: Hydractinia symbiolongicarpus
Lineage: Eukaryota; Metazoa; Cnidaria; Hydrozoa; Anthoathecata; Hydractiniidae
Product: E3 ubiquitin-protein ligase TRIM56-like
Exons: 5
Coding region: 311-2056 (581 amino acids)
Molecular function (GO): protein binding
Source: RefSeq, a predicted model, not a curated record